AUGUCAACUCUUGUGAUAUCGGAGCCUGUUGGAAGAGCUUGGGCGCACAUAAUGGAAUCAUAUUCUCCCGCCACUAUCGAGUUUGCGGGCACAUUGAUAGUCCAGCUCAUCUUCUUCUGGGUUCCCUGCGUUAUCUAUAUGUCUCUAGAUGCGCUCUUCCCCAGGUUUUCGGAACGCCAUAAGAUUCAACCUGCGCCUAAGCAACCAACCCGGUCCGAGAUCCUCGAUUGUUUCAGUGUCGUCUUGAAGAACCAGGUGAUUUCGACAGCACUUCACGGACUCAUGAUUUAUAUCUCCACCUUGGCCGGGAAGGGCGCAUUCCGCGUGGAUGCUUCAAUCCCAACUAUGCACGAGAUAAUCCGAGACCUUUUUAUCUCCCUUCUGCUUCGCGAGGCGCUCUUUUAUUAUUCCCACCGUGUCCUUCAUCAUCCUCGUCUCUAUCCAAAGAUCCACAAGAUUCAUCACCGUUUCACUGCUCCAGUCGCACUCGCAGCGCAGUAUGCACACCCCAUCGAACAAAUCGUAGCCAACAUUCUCCCUAUCACAAUUCCGCCGCAGCUCUUGAACUCUCAUAUCCUUACAUUCUGGAUCUUCAUGGCAUAUGAGUUGAUCGAAACCACUACUGUCCAUUCAGGAUACGACUUCUUCUUAAACGCAGCCAAGAUGCAUGACCUGCAUCACGAGAAGUUUUUGAUUUAUUUCGGUGCUAUUGGAGUGUUGGACUGGUUCCAUGGGACUGAUGGUAGCAAGAUGGCUGCGAAGAGGAAGGCAAAAGGCAGCGCCGCUGUUGGAAAGGGUGUCUCCGAGGAUAGAAACGGGUCUGUCGUGAAGGGCGAUAAGUCGGAUUAG
Orbilia oligospora ATCC 24927 is the source of this 849-nucleotide messenger RNA. RefSeq lists its product as uncharacterized. Bases 1 to 849 code for a protein of 282 amino acids. Gene Ontology annotation, molecular function: C-4 methylsterol oxidase activity; iron ion binding. The transcript has a single exon. Gene Ontology annotation, biological process: ergosterol biosynthetic process. Lineage: Eukaryota; Fungi; Ascomycota; Orbiliomycetes; Orbiliales; Orbiliaceae. The record is from RefSeq and is a predicted model, not a curated record.